UCCAAUUCUUAUGUCGUCUUUCUCAUUUUUUAGAUUCAAAAGCAAAAGGUAGCUUGUGAAAAAAAAAAAAGAGACAUUACACAUAUAUACCAAUUUUAGAUGACUCCUAAAAAGAUUACAUGGAAGUCUGUUACCUUGAUCUUAAGUUGUUACAAGGUUAAGGAGGAAUCAGAGAAACAGGUUUUAAAACAAGGUUCUUUUCAGAGGCUAUGCCUAUCGGAUGUAAGCAAUUCAAGCUCAACUCAGGCCAUGGAAGAUCUUUCAAUUUCCCUUGCUGGCUCAAAACUUCAUACAUUCACCCUUGAGGAGCUAAGAGAAGCAACACAUAAUUUCUCAUGGAGUAAUAUGCUUGGUGAAGGUGGGUUUGGACCUGUUUACAAGGGUUUUUUUGAUGACACACUUAGGCCUGGUUUGAAGGCUCAGACUGUGGCUGUGAAACGAUUGGACUUGGAUGGCUUGCAAGGUCAUAGGGAGUGGCUGGCAGAGAUUAUAUUUCUUGGACAGCUAAGGCAUCCACAUCUUGUUAAGUUAAUUGGGUACUGUUAUGAGGCUGAACACAGGCUUUUGGUUUAUGAAUACAUGGCAAGAGGCAGCUUGGAGAAUCAACUUUUCAAAAAAUACUCUGCUGCCAUGCCAUGGUCAACCAGAAUGAAAAUUGCAUUGGGAGCGGCUAAGGGCUUAGCCUUCCUUCACGAAGCAGAUAAGCCUGUAAUAUACAGGGAUUUCAAAGCUUCAAACAUCUUACUAGAUUCUGAUUUCACAGCUAAACUCUCAGAUUUCGGUCUAGCUAAGGAUGCCCCUGAAGGGGAAGACACGCAUGUAACAACACGCAUAAUGGGAACACAAGGCUAUGCUGCUCCUGAGUACAUCAUGACAGGUCACCUCACAACCAAGAGUGAUGUGUAUAGCUAUGGAGUGGUUCUGUUGGAAUUGCUGACAGGAAAACGGGUAGUGGAUAAGUCCUUCCAGUUAAAUAGAGGGAAGAGCUUGGUGGAAUGGGCAAGGCCUUUGUUGAGAGAUCAAAGAAAGCUGCAUAGUAUCAUAGACCGUAGAUUGGAAGGGCAAUUUCCUAUGAAAGGAGCCAUGAAGGUUGCUAUGUUGGCUUUUAAAUGCUUGAGUCACCACCCAAAUCCAAGGCCGGCUAUGAGUGAUGUGAUGAAGAUUUUGGAACCACUUCAGGCAGUGAACGUCGGAGCGUCGAGCCUGUCGUUGGCUGGGUCCAGCUUCAUUGUACUCUGCUACCUUCUCUUCAAGGAGCUCCGCAAGUUCUCCUUCAAGCUCGUUUUCUACCUCGCCCUCUCCGAUAUGCUUUGCAGUUUCUUCAGAAUUGUAGGGGACCCAUCCAAAGGUUUCUUUUGUUAUGCUCAGGGCUAUAGCACACAUUUCUUUUGUGUGGCAUCUUUCCUGUGGACUACAACAAUUGCUUUUACCCUGCACCGUACUGUUGUAAAACACAAAACAGAUGUUGAAGAUUUGGAGGCCAUGUUUCACUUGUAUGUCUGGGGUACCUCCCUAGUUAUGACAGUUAUGCGCUCCUUUGGUAAUGACCAUAGACAUCCUGGUGCAUGGUGUUGGACUCAAACAGGUCGCACAGGGAAGGCGGUUCAUUUUGUAACAUUUUACAUGCCACUCUGGGGAGCUAUUUUAUAUAAUGGGUUUACAUACUUGCAAGUCAUACGCAUGCUGAAUAAUGCAACCCGUAUGGCGGUUGGUAUGUCAGGCCAAGCUCAUGUCUCAGAUGCAAGAGACAACAUGAGGGCUCUGAAUCGCUGGGGAUACUAUCCCCUAAUUCUAAUAGGAUCAUGGGCUUUUGGCACUAUUAACCGUAUUCAUGAUUUUUUUGAACCCAGCCAUAAGAUCUUCUGGCUCUCACUUCUUGAUGUUGGAACGGCUGCUCUUAUGGGCCUCUUCAACUCAAUUGCAUAUGGCCUCAAUUCUUCUGUUCGUCGGGCAGUUUGUGAAAGACUGGAAAAGUUCUGGCCUGAGAGAUUAAACAGAUGGCUACCUAACAAUUUUAAGUACAAGAACCUACAGCAAGAAAGUGAACUAGUUCUGUUAAAAACUGAAGAUCAGCGAUAGUGAAUAUCCUUCGUACUAUAUUUUGACAUUUUUCAUUCUAAUUUACUGAGAUGCUGCUUAAUAGACAACAGAGGAUCUGCUGGCAGCCAUAAUUCCAGGUUAUAUGUUGCUUUGCUGCAUCAGUUAGGUGAAUCAUUCACACUGAAUCUUGUACUGACGAGGAUCCUUCUCAAACAAUCAGAGGAUGUACCAGUUCAUCUGGAAUUUGUCUUUGGAAGCUGUUAUUCUCAAAUUGAAGACUACCUGUGACUGCAGAAAGUGCUUUUAAUUUUGCCGAAAAGGCUCAACGUCUCUCCCCGUGAUUCAUCUUUACCCUUGUAUUUUUUUGCUAAUUUCGGUAAUAGAAAGUUUUCUUAAUUUUCCUAGUUUUAUAGGCUAGGUGCACUUUCAGAUUGUUACAAAUUGCUAAACAACUUUUCCAGAUUUGCUGGGUAUUUGUAUCACACCUCCGGCAAUAAAGG
Gastrolobium bilobum is the source of this 2540-nucleotide messenger RNA. Its product is annotated as probable serine/threonine-protein kinase PBL12. The transcript is spliced from 14 exons. Gene Ontology annotation, cellular component: membrane. Lineage: Eukaryota; Viridiplantae; Streptophyta; Magnoliopsida; Fabales; Fabaceae. Gene Ontology annotation, molecular function: ATP binding; protein kinase activity; transmembrane signaling receptor activity. The record is from RefSeq and is a predicted model, not a curated record. The coding region runs from base 100 to 2079 and encodes 659 amino acids. Gene Ontology annotation, biological process: protein phosphorylation; cell surface receptor signaling pathway.